AUGGCUCCCCUCUCGACUGCCGCGGCCCCACGCCGUAGCAUGGCAAAGGCCCUUGCAGCCCUCGCAACUGCUGCAAACCGCCCAGCCACCCGUGCAAACUCUUCAGCCUCUUCCAUCUCUGCUUUAGCCUACAAGACUCUCCAUCGCGGUAGCAAACAACCCCCACUUCCCACAAUCGAGACUCCCAGUUGGUCUACCAAUGCUGCCAUCUCUUCUAUUCUCUACGAGACUCCUAACGUCGCCUCUACUAACGCUGCCGCUAAACCUCACGUCCUUAACUGUCUUGUCCAAAACGAGCCCGGUGUACUCUCACGUAUCUCAGGAACCCUUGCCGCCCGCGGCUUUAACAUUGAUUCUCUUGUCGUCUCAAACACUGAAGUCAAGGAUUUGUCCCGUAUGACCAUUGUUCUUCAAGGUCUUGAUGGUGUCAUUGAGCAGGCCCGCCGACAGAUUGAGGAUCUUGUCCCCGUCUGGGCUGUACUCGACUAUACCCAUGCCCCCCUUGUUGCCCGUGAACUUCUUUUGGCCCGCGUCUCACUCCUUGGUCCUGAAUACUUUGAAGAGCUUCUUCAUCACCAUGGCCAGAUCUACAAGCGUGCUGCUCCUGGUGCUGCUUCUCCUGCUGCCCCUGGACGCAAGUUCUUCCACCCAGCAAACCUCGCACCCUCUGAGGCUCUCCGCCACAAGCAUGAGCACCUCCGCAAUAUUACCUCCCUCGCUCACCAGUUUGGUGGCAAGGUCGCUGAUAUCUCUGACCGUAACUGUAUUGUCGAGCUCUGCGCUAAGCCCGAUCGUAUUACCUCUUUCAUCUCUUUGCUCCAGCCCUUUGGCAUUCUCGAGCUUGCCCGCUCAGGCAUGACGGCUCUUCCCCGUACUCCCCUCGACUCGGCCGGCUCGGAUGAGGGUGUCAAGGACGCUGAUGAGAUUGUCGAUGCUACUCAGCUUCCUCCUGGUUAA
Messenger RNA from Magnusiomyces paraingens, 957 nucleotides. RefSeq lists its product as uncharacterized. Bases 1 to 957 code for a protein of 318 amino acids. The record is from RefSeq and is a predicted model, not a curated record. Gene Ontology annotation, cellular component: acetolactate synthase complex; mitochondrial nucleoid. Gene Ontology annotation, molecular function: acetolactate synthase regulator activity. The transcript has a single exon. Gene Ontology annotation, biological process: branched-chain amino acid biosynthetic process. Lineage: Eukaryota; Fungi; Ascomycota; Dipodascomycetes; Dipodascales; Dipodascaceae.